Messenger RNA from Eucalyptus grandis, 3404 nucleotides. RefSeq lists its product as uncharacterized. Bases 809 to 3067 code for a protein of 752 amino acids. The transcript is spliced from 4 exons. NCBI's taxonomy places the organism in Eukaryota, Viridiplantae, Streptophyta, Magnoliopsida, Myrtales, Myrtaceae. The record is from RefSeq and is a predicted model, not a curated record.
UGUGUAUAGGUGGUCAGAUUCUGACACACACAAACCCACACACGCUCUCUCUCUCUCUCUCUCUGCUCUCUGCGCAUCUACCUAAUGAUGCAGUGAGGCUUACUUGGCUUGGCAUCAAUCGAACCAUCUUCUCAGUUUACCAUUCCCCUCUGUUUUCUGCUUACUUCAGCACCAUCCAUGUUCGGUCUGGAGCUGGACGCUGCUCGAUGAUCAUUUGUUCCCUCUCCUCAUCUUCUUCUUCCAUAUAGUUCCUCUUUUUAUCAAACCCCCUUCUGGAUUCUUGGUGGGUAAUGAAUGCUCCGUCGCCUUUCGGUUAGGCGCGUGUGAAACCAUAUAAUGCUUCCCCCCAAUCUUGCCGCUCUUCCCAUUUUCAGCUUCGGAGGUUCUGCCCUGCGCAAUCUCUGUGAUUUCCCCUGCCCAUCACAGGAACCAGUGGUCCUUCUCUAGCUUCAUUUCAUCUUUCUCUCUUCUGGGUCGGUCACAAUAAAUUCAUUCCUGUUUGGUUCUUGCAUUUAUUUACUGCCUUUCACGUUGUUCAAGACAGUCAUUUGAGUUUCUGCUCGAAAUUUCAUUCAUCGACGCCCUUUUUUGGGGUACCCUCCGUUAAUCAGACAAAGAUUAAUGCGUUAAUCAGAUUUCUCGCUCAUUUCAUUCUGACAGUGAAGAAAAAAAUCUGAUCUUUGAAUCUGGGUGAUGCUGAAGAUGUUAGUCCUGCUAGAUCUCCUGAUUUUGCAAGCAGAAUCUUGAAUGUUUCUUUCUCUGGGGUUUUUCACAGAGUGAUGCUCACAGUCACUGAAGCAACCAAAAAAUGGCGAAUCUCGUUCCUGGGGUCCUCCUUAAGCUUCUACAGCACAUGAACACCGACGUGAAAGUUGGGGGCGAGCACAGAUCAUCUCUGCUGCAAGUGGUGAGCAUAGUCCCUGCACUUGCUGGCGGUGAGUUGUUCCCAAACCAAGGCUUUUACCUCAAGGUCUCUGAUUCAUCUCACGCCACGUAUGUGUCCCUCCCUGAUGAGCACGAUGACCUUAUUCUUAGUGAUAAGAUCCAAUUGGGUCAGUUUAUUCAUGUGGAGAGGCUUGAACCUGCCUCACCUGUCCCCAUUGUGAAAGGGGUUAGGCCAGUUCCCGGUCGGCACCCAUGUGUGGGUAAUCCUGAGGAUAUUGUGGCAACUCAUUCUCCUGGGUUUCUUAAUGGCAAUGGCUCUUCCAGUUCAAAAAAUGGGGAGAGGGAGAAACCUUCUGCGGAUUCGAAAGUUCUGAGUGCUAGUAAAAAUGCAACCAGCGAGAAGGGCAAAAUGUCGCCCCUUAGGUUGAGUGUAGGGUCCAGAGAUGAGCAAUCGGAUAAGAAAUCCUUGGCGUUCAGUAGAUCAAAGGCUCAGUUAAUGAAACCGGGGUUGACAGUUGAGGUGAAGAAGGAAUCUCUGACAAGGAUGAAGUCAUUGAAUUCGCGGUCGAUUCCUGACUCUCCAUCAAGCUGUUACUCAUUGCCUACUUCUUUCGAGAAAUUUGCGAAUGGGAUGAAGCAGCAGACUGAGAUAAAGGGUUUGAAGAAGGUGACUGCAAAGUUGGGGUCAGUGGAGAAGGCAAGUUCAGUUCGGAGUGAGAGUCCAGUUAGGAAGAAGUUGCCUCGAGGAAGCCACAUCAAGGAUUUGCUCCAAGGGAUUGAGUAUGGGGCCAAGGCAUUAAGGAAGAGCUGGGAAGGUAACACUGAGUUGAAGAGCAAAGACAAGUCGAAACUGACUGCCCCCAAGUAUGAUCUUAGGCCUGAUUCUCGGAGUGUCUCUGCUCCACGUAAAAGUACUUCAAGCGAGAGACUACCAUCAAAAGAGGAAAAUAAAGUGGUGCCUGCAAGGUCGUCUAAAGAGGUGAACACUGUUCACACGUCAGCAAAAAAUGUUUCUGGAAGUGGUAUUGGAUUAACAGAUGAUCAUGGAAAAUCUCUUAAGCAAAGACCAAUAGUGAGGAAAUCAUUGACAGAAUCGAAUAACGGAUUACCAGGCAACUUUGUCAGGGUUUCUUUGAAUAGCAGGAGACUGAUAGAUGGAAAUGUUGCAUGGGGUUCACUUCCAUCUUCUCUUGCGAAGCUUGGGAAGGAGGUAAUGAAGCAUAGGGAUGGUGCACAAAUAGCAGCAAUAGAGGCUAUGCAGGAGGCUUCUGCUGCUGAGAGCUUACUUCGAUGCUUAAGCCUAUACACGGAGCUGACAACAAGUGCAAAAGAAGAUAAUCCACAACCUACGGUGGAGCAGUUCUUGACGCUCCAUGCGAACCUAAACAAUGCUCGCACCAUUGCUGAUUCUCUUGCCAAGACCAUCACGAUGGGAUCAUCAUCUCCCACUAGUGAAGAGACGCCACCAGAAGAGGCCCUGAAGACAACAGCAGAGAAGCGAAAGCUUGCAGCUUCAUGGGUACAAGCAGCUUUAGGCACAGAUCUUUCGUCGUUCAGUGUAUAUACUCAAGAACCUAUCUUGAGUUUAGGUCCGAAUCCUUCUCAAACCCAAAAGGGUGUUUCUGGAAACCGACAACCUGUCGUACUCCUAGGAAGCUCGGGAAAGAACGAUGCCGCCACCAAAACACCGGCCAAGACCCGUGCAAAGCUGGCAGGACCUGCAACUCCACGGCGGGGUGGGGACGCUGCUUCCAAUGGCCCGAAAUUGCCAGCUCUGCCUUUAUUGGAAUGGGAAAGAGGGAACGGCCUCGAUGAGACAGUUGACUUGGCCGAGGUGCUGAAGGUGGAGUCGAGAGAUUGGUUUCUGGGGUUCGUGGAGAGAUUCUUGGAUGCCGACGUGGACACAUCGGUUCUGUCUGAUAAUGGUCAGAUAGCGGGGAUGCUGAGUCAGCUCAAGAGUGUCAAUGACUGGUUGGAUGAGAUCGGCUCCACCAAAACAGAUGAAGGGGAAGCACAGACGCCGGGCGUCUCUGGCGAGGUAGUCGAUAGGUUGAGAAAGAAGAUCUACGAGUACCUCCUAACGCACGUCGAAUCAGCUGCCGCCGCUCUUGGGAACGGGCUCACCCAGCCUUCCCCUCCCGCCCCUACCGCCUCUACAGUGGAGCCAAAGCCGAGACGGUAAUGAGGGUCAGUUCCUUAGUCUGUAGCGUCCUGUUAUGUGUACAUACGGUCCAACAUUUGUAAGGAGGUAUAGAUGGGGCAGCAGCCGCUGACCACGGUCGAUUGUCAAAUUGUGAAGGUUUUAGAGUCAACACUGGUUUGGUGCAUCUAUUUUCGUUCUUCUUACACCAGGAAGAAUGAGGCGGGCUUGUUUAAUUCGAUGGGAGCAAGAUGAAGGAUAUAUUUUGUAUACUGAAAUCAUACAGACCAGAGGGCUUGGGGGAGAUGAUGAUGUAUUGUUUGACAGGAAUGAGUCAAUGUUCUUCUCCCCGAUGAAUGUUUUCAUCGCAUUUUUAUCG